AUGGGUAAUGGAUUCAACCAAGUAAAGAAAAGAAAAGGGUCAGCAUCGCAGGAGGAGAAACUUCCAUGGGAGUUGAUUGAAGAGAUACUCUCUCGUGUCCCUCCUCAAUCUCUUGUUCGCUUUAGAGCCGUUUGCAAACGAUGGAACGCUCUCUUCGACGACAAAACGUUCAUCAACAACCACAAGUCGACGUUUCGAUUCAUCCUAGUAACCGAAUCCAAGAUUUACUCGGUAAGCAUUGAUCCCAAGAUAGUGGUGCGUGAGAUAACCUUGGAUAUUCCCGGUUUAAAAUCUCAAACACCUAAAUACUUGGUCGAUUGCGAUGAGUUCUUGCUAUGUAGAAUGGACAAAGCCAAAGGAGGUGUGGUUUGGAACCCGUGGUUGAAACAGAGUAGAAGGAUCAAAGCCGGGCUUAGUUCUAAUAUACAUGGCAUAGGUUAUAAUAGGACAAGUGAUCAGGAAAGUGUCUACAAGACCAUUUGGUCUGAUACAAAGGUGUGGAAAAUUCAUGACUUUGUCUCUGAUACGUGGAAGGUCCUCCUCGGGUCGGAAUUUGUAGAUAGUGAUCAGAGUAAUAUUCAGGGAGAAAAUAUUUCUACGUUACAUUCUACAAGUGGUGUAUCUUUAAAUGGAAUAAUUUAUUGGGUUGCUUUUUAUGACAAGACUGAUCCCUUGUACCACCUAAUUUACUUCGAUUUUUCGAGGGAAGAAUUCUCCGGAUUAUUUUGUCAUCUACCAUGUGGUAUGAACGAUCCUAGCGAUGCCCUUGUCCUUAGGGUCUUUAAGGGGAAUCGGUUUUCGUUGUUAAAACAAUGCUACGAGACAAAGAAGAUUGAGGUUUGGGUGACCAAGAACAAGGUUAACGUUACGGAUGGUGAUGAUGUGGUUUGGAUGAAUUUCAUGACUUUGUCAAUUCCUAACUUUCCGGGUUUAAUACCGACCGGAACCUCCGCUCAGCCAAGUUACUUCAUUGACGAUAAAAGACUUGUCGUGUGUUCUUGCGAUGAAUCUGGCCAAGCUUGGAUCUAUGUUUUCGGGGAAAACAAGCUGAUUAGAAAAGUCCAAAUAGAUUCUGUGGUUGAUUCUUGGCCUUGGCAUUGCACUUGUUUUCCCAGCUUGGUCCCGGUUCCUCGAGGUCAAAGAGAUGAAUUAGCAGAAUCACAAGUUUAA
Molecule: messenger RNA, 1170 nt
Organism: Eutrema salsugineum
Lineage: Eukaryota; Viridiplantae; Streptophyta; Magnoliopsida; Brassicales; Brassicaceae
Product: F-box protein At2g14710
Exons: 1
Coding region: 1-1170 (389 amino acids)
Molecular function (GO): protein binding
Source: RefSeq, a predicted model, not a curated record